AUGUUUCUUGUGACUACAUUCUUAUUAAUGACGCUAACUUCUGUUGCUGUACAGCAACAGCAUAGCGUACAAUUCGAAAUGUCUUCUUUCGGGAUGGAAUUUCAAGUUAAUAGUUCAACAGAUAUGAUGUCAAGUCAAUUUGGUAUACCUUCAAUCUUAAAAUGUGCAAUGAUUUGUUCAUCUGAGAUUAAAUGUCAGACAUUCGAUUAUGACGCUGCUUCUUUCCUAUGCCGCAUCUUUGCUGUUUGGGCUACUGACGGUCUAUUUAUUUCAUCAACAUCAUCGAUGUCUCGUAUUGGUUAUGUCAAACAAGUGCCUGAUCUCUAUUCUUUGUACGGACAAAUUUGCGUUAUGUCCCACGAUCUUCAUCGUUAUUUGGUAUGCACAAAUAAUAGUUACUGGUCAUGUCUAUCAGGACAAUUUUACGAUGGAACGAUAUGUCGAAAUGAGUAUAAUAUUUCUUCGAGCAAUCAAUCGCAAUGUGCACAGAAUCAAUCCCAAUAUUGGAAUGGAUCACAUUGUGUAUCAACGUCGACCAUCUUGCUUCGCUGGAAUACUACUGGAAUAACUGUAGCUGGAAAGGUCGCCACUCCGGGUUCAGCUCUUGACCGAUUACACGAACCUUCUGGCCUAACAUUCGAUUCAGCUGACACGUUGUAUAUUGCUGAUCAGAAUAAUAAUCGAAUUCAGAAAUGGUUAGCAGGCGCACCGAAUGGAUCUACGGUUGCCGGACAAGCUAAUGGUGCUGCAGGCGCAUCAGCAACGACUUUGAAUAUGCCCUCUAGUGCUGCCAUUGAUACAAAUGGCAACCUUUACGUUGCAGAUACUAACAAUCAUCGAGUACAACUUUGGCCGUACAACGUCUCAUCAGGCACGACUAUCGCUGGAACAGGCACGAGUGGUUCAUCAAGCAAUCAGCUGAACUCUCCGUAUGACAUUGCACUCAAUCCAGUCUCAAAUGAAUUUUACAUCACUGAUUCGGGAAAUCAUCGAGUAAUGUGUUAUCGUCUGGGCAUAUCAAACGGUACAGUCGUAGCCGGCGGAAAUGGUCCUGGCACGGGUGUCACACGACUGUAUACGCCUUACGGUCUCUAUUUCGAAUCAUCAUCAAACAGUCUGAUUAUCGCCAACUAUGAUGCGAAUAAUAUUGUUCGUUGGAUUUUGGGUGCCAGAAACUGGACACUUUUGGCAGGUAGCAUUAGCGGCGCGAGUGGUUACUCGUCAACAUUACUCAAUUCGCCUCGAGAUUUAACCCUCGACUGGAUGGGCAAUCUCUAUGUUGCCGAUACAGGUAAUCAUCGGAUUCAAUUUUUUAAAGCAGGUGAAUCAAAUGCAACAACAAUUGCUGGUGUAACGAGUACUUUAGGUGCCAAUGCAAUUCUCCUUCAAAUUCCAUAUUCAUUAGCACUUGAUUCACAGCUGAAUGUAUACGUAUCAGACACUUUCAAUUUUCGUAUUCAAAAAUUUCUUCGUUAUUAA
Adineta ricciae is the source of this 1479-nucleotide messenger RNA. Lineage: Eukaryota; Metazoa; Rotifera; Eurotatoria; Adinetida; Adinetidae. The record is from the annotation of a GenBank genome assembly.